UCGGGGCUGGGCGCGCGGGGGUCGCCGCAGCGGGAUCGGGAACCAGCGAGAGCGCCGCUGCAGCCCAGCAUGGCUAGCACGGCCUUGGAAAUCGUCGCCUUCGUAGUCUCCAUCUCGGGCUGGGUGCUAGUGUCUUCCACACUGCCCACCGACUACUGGAAGGUCUCCACCAUCGAUGGCACUGUCAUCACCACGGCCACUUAUUUUGCCAACCUAUGGAAGAUCUGCGUUACCGAUUCCACCGGUGUCGCCAACUGCAAGGAGUUCCCCUCCAUGCUGGCGUUGGAUGGUUACAUCCAGGCAUGUAGAGGACUCAUGAUCGCUGCGGUCAGCCUGGGAUUUUUUGGAUCCAUUUUUGCACUCUUUGGAAUGAAGUGUACCAAAGUGGGAGGCUCAGAUCAAGCCAAAGCUAAAAUUGCUUGCUUGGCCGGGAUUGUAUUCAUACUGUCAGGUCUGUGUUCCAUGACAGGCUGUUCCCUGUAUGCAAACAAAAUCACAACGGAAUUCUUUGAUCCUCUCUAUAUGGAGCAAAAGUAUGAAUUAGGGGCUGCUCUCUUCAUUGGAUGGGCAGGAGCUUCUCUCUGCAUCAUUGGGGGAGUCAUAUUUUGCUUUUCAAUAUCCGACAACAACAAGACACCCAGAAUGGGCUACACAUACAACGGACCCACGUCUGUCAUGUCUUCUCGGACCAAGUAUCAAGGCGGAGAAGGAGAUUUUAAAACCACAGGCCCUUCAAAACAGUUUGAUAAAAAUGCCUAUGUCUAAAGAGCGCUGGCAAGCUGCCUCCUGAGUUUUGUUGUGCAAGAGAACUGUUCUCACAAUAGUCCUUCCAAGGCUCUCCUGUAAUUACUGCUUAAGCUGUUUUUUUAAAAAUAGAAAUUCGAAGACUGUUGAUUGGAUGUAAAUGUUCUUAUAGUUAUACACUAAUCAUUUUCUGUUGUGCCUUUCUGUAAGGAAAAUAAACAGGUUAUUUACAGGAUUUGUAUAUUUUAUACACAUAGAAGACAUGGCUACCCUUAGUUCAUAAGACUCAGGGAAUGACAGCCACUUGGAUCCUUAAUGUACUGAGAACUUCCCUCAUUCCACCCAUAGAUCAAACACAAGUGUGCAGACGAUGGAUGGUGUUGUGUGAAGGGGACAGCGAUGAUCUCAGACCCCUCAUCCAGUAUCCAAGUCAAACAAUCCCACAAUCAAUCUGCCAUGUCGUUGAUUUCUAGUUUCUUGGUUCUGUCCGUCAGGGCUGUCAUUUGUCAUGAUGGCUAAAGAAAGGGCUGGUGAGGCCAAGGUGCCUUUGCCCUGUAUGUGGACCAUAAACCACACGGGCUUGUCUGAGCGAGAGCAUGUGACCACUAGCUGAGCUGGCCACUGGUGGCGGCUGAAUCUAAAACCAGCUAAGGAAGCUCUGGGGCCUGUGUGGGCCUGCCUGUCUCAUUUCCUGUGUCCCACGGGUCUGCACCCAAUACUCAUUAGGUCACUGAGACACUGGCCAUUUUUCAAGGCAUGGAAUUUGAUCAGGUGGUUUGGGAACAAAGAUGCAGGUGAAUUCCUGAGGCCAGCCCUGCAUGUCACUUACCCACAAAGGCAGUAAUUGUUCCCACUAGCACACAGCUUAUAGGUCAUAGCACAUUCACCCUUACACACCCCCUCAACCGUUGGUGCUUACAUUUUCCUGCGUGUGCAGUGAAGAAACGUAGAGUAGGGAGCGGAAUGAGCCCUGUAGUGUCAGAAGCAGGGCGUGAGCUGGUCUAGGGUAAAAUACAUGGUUUCAAGUUGUAAGAACUGGUACUUCUGUCAUAUGCUAUAAAUCACCCAGAACGAGUCACAUGGCUGACUACAUGACUUUCCCAGAGGGUAAAAGACUGAAAAGGAAAUAGAGCACACUGUUUGCAGGGAUUCAACGAAAAGGAAAGGAAACUUUUUUU
Molecule: messenger RNA, 1922 nt
Organism: Mus caroli (Ryukyu mouse)
Lineage: Eukaryota; Metazoa; Chordata; Mammalia; Rodentia; Muridae
Gene: Cldn10
Product: claudin 10
Cellular component (GO): bicellular tight junction; membrane
Molecular function (GO): structural molecule activity
Source: RefSeq, a predicted model, not a curated record